Habropoda laboriosa is the source of this 875-nucleotide messenger RNA. It is a transcript of the gene drk, whose product is annotated as protein enhancer of sevenless 2B. Lineage: Eukaryota; Metazoa; Arthropoda; Insecta; Hymenoptera; Apidae. The transcript is spliced from 6 exons. Bases 165 to 800 code for a protein of 211 amino acids. Gene Ontology annotation, molecular function: protein binding. The record is from RefSeq and is a predicted model, not a curated record.
AGCUCCUUCGUACAAGAAAAAUUCAAAGGCUGAUAUCCGUUUGAAUUUUGUCCACUAGCAAACAAAGGCGGCUGAUUUUUAGUGCUGCCUUUGAGGACUAGAUACAGUACUGCCUCUCUUUUUCCCUCUCUUUCCUUCUUGCACCCGAGGGACGAGGAAGAAGAAUGGAGGCGACAGCAAAGCACGAUUUUACAGCGACGGCUGAAGAUGAGCUUAGUUUUCGUAGAAGCCAAGUCCUGAAGAUUAUAAAUAUGGAGGAUGAUAUGAAUUGGUACAGAGCUGAAUUAGAUAACAGAGAAGGACUUAUUCCAAGUAAUUACAUAGAAAUGAAAAAUCAUGACUGGUAUUAUGGAAGGAUAACCAGAGCAGAUGCAGAAAGACUAUUAAUGAACAAACAUGAAGGCGCCUUUCUUAUUAGAAUCAGUGAAAGUUCUCCUGGUGAUUUCUCUUUGUCUGUCAAAUGUUCAGAUGGUGUUCAGCACUUUAAAGUAUUAAGAGAUGCCCAGGGUAAAUUCUUCCUCUGGGUAGUUAAAUUUAACAGUCUUAAUGAAUUAGUAGAGUAUCAUCGUACAGCAUCUGUUUCCCGCUCACAAGAUGUUAAACUAAGGGACAUGGUUCCAGAAGAAUGUUUAGUGCAAGCAUUAUAUGACUUCCAACCUCAAGAACCUGGUGAACUUGAAUUCAAAAGAGGUGAUGUAAUUACUGUUACUGACCGCACAGAUCAGCAUUGGUGGCAUGGAGAGAUUGGUAAUAGACGAGGCCUAUUUCCAUCUACAUAUGUCACUCCAUAUCACUCCUAGGCCUCAUGUUGUGCACACAGAGGCCAAAGGCAUCGGCCACAUUAUCCCACCACUAUCACAUACAGGAUCAGACUU